Molecule: messenger RNA, 1683 nt
Organism: Parascedosporium putredinis
Lineage: Eukaryota; Fungi; Ascomycota; Sordariomycetes; Microascales; Microascaceae
Source: the annotation of a GenBank genome assembly
AUGUAUCCGCAUAACCCCCGAAUGGGGCCUCCCAACGCCCGUCUGAAUGAGCUUCUCGACCAGAUCCGCUCCGAGUUCGACACUCAUAUCCGGGCUAGUGAGACCUAUGAGCAUCAGAUCAAUGCCCAGGUCAAUGAGAUGCAAUUAGUUCGCGAGAAGGUCUAUGCGAUGGAGCAGACUCAUAUGACUCUCAAGCAGAAGUAUGAGGAAGAGAUUCAGAUGCUUCGUCGUCAGCUCGAUGCUGCUCGUGGCGGUGCUCCCCAAGGCGGGAUGAGUGCCCACCCCCAACACCCCGGCCCGAGCCAGCAGCCUCCCGCCAUUGCUCCCGGAAACGGUCUUUUUAACGGCAUCAUGACCGGAGCCGGACAGGCUGGCCUAGCCCCCCUCCAGCCCCAGCACAGCCUGAGCAGAUGGGGCCCCAUGGCCAGAUUGGACAGGGCCCGCCUCCCCCAAGCGGCCUGCCCGUACCCCCUCCCCCUCCUGGUCCUCCUCAGCAACCUCCGUUCCAGCAGGGUUACCCCCAAGGCCCUGGGCCUAAUGGCAUCGGCCCUCAACCUCCCCAAAGCACCGCAUCCCCUGGACCUCGUGGCGGUCGCAUUGGGCGACCCCCGCCGCCGUCGGCCCCGCCACCCUCAAAUCAACACGCCCAUCCCCUACCCGGGAGCCACUCAGUCUCCUCAGGUUAGCCACCAUACGCCUGCGGACAGGCCUCAGAGCAUGAACCAUCAUGCCCAGCCUGGCAGUGUUCUCAGCGAGCUCAACAUCGAUCAGAUCCCCGCCCAUUAUAAGAAGGCCGGCGAUGAUUGGAUUUGCGUGUUCAACCAGCACGUCCCCCGCGUUUUGGACAUUGACCUUGUCCACACCCUUCAACACCAGAGCGUUGUUUGCUGCGUCCGUUUCAGCCAUGACGGAAAGUACGUUGCUACGGGAUGCAACCGAUCGGCCCAAAUCUACGAUGUGCAGACUGGCGAGAAGCUCUGCGUUCUUCAAGAUGACUCGGCCGAUAUGGGUGGUGAUUUGUAUAUCCGCAGCGUUUGCUUUAGCCCUGACGGCAGGUACCUUGCCACCGGUGCCGAAGACAAGCUCAUUAGGGUUUGGGAUAUCCACCAGAAGCAAAUCCGCAACACGUUCUCCGGAACUCAUAUUCUUACCCUCACAAUCGAGGAUGGGGUUACAACCGUCGCCAUCUCUCCCGACACGAAAUAUGUCGCCGCUGGCUCACUCGACAAGAGCGUUAGGGUCUGGGAUCUUCACCAGGGCUACCUUCUCGAGCGUCUUGAGGGACCUGAUGGACACAAGGACAGCGUCUAUUCGGUUGCCUUUUCGCCCAACGGCAAGGAUCUCGUCAGUGGCUCACUGGACAAGACUAUCAAGAUGUGGGAGCUCAGCACACCCCGAGGCUUGCCCAAUGGCCCCAAGGGCGGAAGGUGUGUCAAGACGUUUGAGGGGCACAAGGACUUUGUCCUCUCGGUGGCCCUCACGCCGGACAACCAAUGGGUCAUGUCUGGUUCGAAGGAUCGCGGUGUGCAGUUCUGGGACCCCAGGACUGGUGCGACGCAGCUCAUGCUUCAGGGCCAUAAGAACUCUGUCAUCUCGGUCGCGCCCAGCCCCACUGUCGGCUACUUUGCCACCGGCUCUGGCGACAUGAAGGCUCGCAUCUGGUCAUACCGUCCCCUCCCUUAG